AUGAGUAAAACCCCACAGACUGCACCGUCAUUGGCUGCAUUGUGUGUGUCACGUCUAGCUGCAGGUGCACCGCAGCGUGUAUUGCUCCAUAUUUUACGUCGUUUACCUGAAGAACUGGUGCUAAAACUAUUGACUGAUAUGAUUGCGUCCAAGACGCUGACGGAUGACCGACUUGCUGCUUUCUUUAUGAUCUCACGGCGUGUGCUAAACCUCUCGGGCUGCUGCUCCAUUCGGAACUCAAUCUUACGCCAAAUUCCCUUUCGCUGCCCGGAACUCCGCUGCUUGGAUCUAUCAAACUGCCCCCAAGUCACCAACACAGUGAUUCGUGCAGUGUUGCAAGGCUGCUCGAACUUGCAGACUCUGCAGCUGGAUGGAUGCCGCCACAUCACGGAUGCUGCAUUUCAGCCGGAUCACUCACCAUUUUACGUGCUGCACGCAUGCACAUCACUAAAGGUAGUGAGCUUUGCACGCUGCUCACAAUUGACCAAGGACAUUGUGCUAUUUUUGAUCAAAGCGUGCCGGUCUCUCACUGAUAUUAAUUUUUCACGCUGCAAACGUAUUCACGACGACGCGAUCCACCUGCUGCUUUGCUCAGCGAACGACCUGGAGCGAUUGAACUUGUCCUUUAUGGACAUAUCGGACAAGGCGUUUACAACUAAGCCAUCAGACCAAUUGAACGGCUUUUACACUAUGGGUCGUGCCUUGCGCGCCAUUGAUGUCACCCAGAGCAGCAUCACUGACAACACGCUGUUCGCACUGGCCAAGCACUGUCAACUGCUAGAGGAAGUAAAGCUUAGCUGCUGUAGCGGAAUCACGGACGUAGGCAUUGAAGCGCUUGUGCGCUCGUGCAGGCGUCUGCGCACGUUGGACAUGAACAACUGCGCACUGAUCACAGAUCGGGGCGUGCGUAUGCUUGGACGUUACGGUCAUCAGCUGGAGCGUCUAAACUUAUCGUGGUGUAUGAACAUUACCGAUAAGAGUAUUGUGGACGUUGCUUAUGGCUGCCACCACCUGGAGGUAGUGCUGCUUGUGUGGUGUACGCAGCUUACCAAUGCCUCGAUCGAUGCGUUUCUUCCAAAAAGUAGGUCGAAUUUAGAAACGACAAGAAGAGUAAAAGGCUUAAGAAAGCUGAACAUAAGUGGAUGCAAAGGGAUCAGUAUUGCACAUAUAGAGGAAGCUCGUAAGAAGGGAUUGGAUGUUAUCACAUGA
This is a messenger RNA of Peronospora belbahrii, 1209 nucleotides long. NCBI's taxonomy places the organism in Eukaryota, Oomycota, Peronosporomycetes, Peronosporales, Peronosporaceae. The record is from the annotation of a GenBank genome assembly.